Molecule: messenger RNA, 4960 nt
Organism: Microtus oregoni (creeping vole)
Lineage: Eukaryota; Metazoa; Chordata; Mammalia; Rodentia; Cricetidae
Product: zinc finger protein 345-like
Exons: 4
Coding region: 117-2519 (800 amino acids)
Biological process (GO): regulation of transcription by RNA polymerase II
Molecular function (GO): RNA polymerase II cis-regulatory region sequence-specific DNA binding; DNA-binding transcription factor activity
Source: RefSeq, a predicted model, not a curated record
GGCUGGGUCUCUUCCGGUGUGGACGCUCGCUCGGCCCCGCCGCAUCCGUUUGCUCUGCGUCUGGCUGGUGCCGGGCCAUCACGGGAGGACUCGGGCGCCGCAGACGCCGGGCCACAAUGGAACCGUUGACCUUCAAGGAUGUGGCCAUCGAUUUUUCUGGAGAGGAAUGGGAAUGCCUGAACUCCGAACAGCAGACUCUGUAUAAGGACGUGAUGCUGGAAAACUAUCGGAACCUGGUCUUCUUGGGUCUUGCUGUGUCUAAGCCAUACCUGGUUACCUGUCUGGAGCAAAGGAAAGAGCCCUGGAAUAUAAAGAGGCAAAAGACCAUGCUCUUGUUCCCAGGUGUGUUUCCUCAUUAUAACCCACACUUUUCACCAGAGCAGAACAUAAAGUAUUCAUUCCAGGAACUGAUCAAUGGAAGCCAUAGAAACGGUGACAUUGACAAUUUGUGCUCCAGAGAAGAAAGGGACCGUCUAGAGGGGCAUGCAGUUCCGAAGACGUAUUAUAAUGGGUAUAACCCGUGUGUAAUAACUGAUGGUGGGAGAAGCUUUGCUCCCAGUAGGCAGCAAGAACCUGAAAUGGCUCAAGAAAACCCUCAGGCUCUGCCUGUUACUUGUGAACAGCCGUGUGCUUCCGUCAGUAACCAUCAGAGUCAGUGUUUGAACUGUAUCCCUCCUUUCAAAGAUGGUUUGGGACGGACAGAGAGGGGUCUAGCCCAUUCUUCAGUUACUGACUUCAGCAGUUUCAAGUGUAGCUUUGGGUUAAGCUUUCAUUCAAACCUUUUUGUAGAUGGGGAACUUAAAAAUGAAGAAAAAAAUUCUAAAUGUAAUCAAUUUGAGAACUCCAUGAUGAAAAAUUCCUUAAUAUAUAAUCCACAAAUAGGUCUUUCAUGUGUCAAAACGCAGAAUUUCCAUAAAUACGGCGGAUUCUUUACACAUCCAGUAUCACCUAAUCAAAAUUCAAGUACAGAUAUUUUAGAAAUCCAGUAUAUAUGUAAAGAAAAUAGGAAGGCCUUUACUGAGGCGUCUGCCUUAAAUAAUCACCAGGGCGCGUUUAUUGGAGAGGCGGUGUAUCAGUGCAAUGAAGAUGGCAGUGACGUAAGCCAUGAGGCAGAUCCUGCGGAUCAGCAGUCUGCUCAUUUCCCAAAGGACUCUUACAAAUGCUACAGAUGCGACACCGUCUUUCAUCAAUACUCAGAACUCAUCAUCCACCAGUAUAUCCAUAUUCAAGACCAGAUUUCCAAGGGGAUGGAUUGCAACACAGCUUUCAGUAAAAGUUCCAGCCUUCCGAGAAGUCAUUCCGGAGAAAAACCCUACAAAUGUAAGGAAUGCGGCAAAGCCUUUACCUAUUGUUCCAGCCUCAGACAGCAUCAUAGGAUUCAUUCUGGUGUCAAACAUCACAAAUGUAAAGAAUGUGGCAAAGCUUUCUACCACAAGUCACUGCUUACGCAACACCAGAGCAUCCAUGCCGGGAAGAAGCCCUACUGCUGUAAAUUUUGUGGCAAAGCAUUUAAUCAGAGAUCAACUGUUACUCAGCACCAGAGGAUUCAUACUGGAGAGAGGCCCUACCAUUGUAAAGACUGUGGCAAAGCGUUUCACCAAAGGUCAAGCCUGAGCCUACACCAGAGAGUUCACACUGGAGAGAAGCCCUACAAAUGCAAAGAAUGCGGCAAAGCCUUCAACCGUAAUUCUCUCCUUACUCAGCACCAGAGGAUUCAUACUGGCGAGAAGCCCUACCAUUGCAAAGAUUGUGGCAAAGCUUUUAAUAAAAAAUCAAGCCUUACUCAACACCAGAGAAUUCAUACUGGAGAGAAACCCUAUUCUUGUAAAGACUGUGGCAAAGCUUUUAAUCAACGAUCAAGCCUCAGCCUGCACCAGAGAGGUCACACUGGCGAGAAACCCAAUAAAUGUAACGAAUGUGGCAAAGCCUUUAACCGUGUGUUUUUCCUCACUCAACACCAGAAAAUCCAUACUGGCGAGAAGGCUUACCACUGUAAGGACUGUGGCAAAGCUUUUAAACAGCGCUCGAGCCUCACCCAGCACCAGAGAGUUCAUACGGGGGACAAGCCCUACCAUUGUAAGCACUGUGGGAAGGCUUUUACUCAGAGGUCAAGCUUUACUCGGCACCAGAGAAUCCACACCGGAGAGAAGCCCUACAAGUGCCAAGAUUGUGACAAAGCCUUCAGCCGCAACCUCCUUCUGAUCCAACACCAGAGAAUUCACACAGGAGAGAAACCGUACCACUGCCAAGACUGUGGCAGAGCGUUUAAUCAAAGAUCGAGCCUAACGCAGCACCAGAGGGUUCAUACUGGGGACAAGCCCUUCUGUUGUAAAGACUGUGGCAAGGCGUUCACCCAGAGGUCAAGCUUUAACCGGCACCAAAGAAUCCACAGCGGAGAGAAGCCCUACAAGUGUAAAGCGUGCGAGAGCACCUUCAGCUGCAGCUCGCGCCUCGCUGAGCACCAGUGCGCUUCCUUAGGCCGCUGCUUCCAAGACACAAAGUUUCUCCAAUAUAUGUGAGUUUACUGUUCUGUUACCGCCAGCUCGCAGACUGUAGGAUUCAUUGUUAAACAUGUGAUGUGUUUUAUAUAAAAGAUACUUCUUUCUGUUGUUGCAAUACCUUACUGGAUUCCCAGAAUAUCACAUUCUGGUUUAAUUGAGUAAUAGUUUUCUUUCUUGUCAUUUUGUCAACUGGUUCUGUGUUAAUUUCAUUCUCAGAUGUAUUUCCCAUAAUCUAAACAUAAAACAUAUGCUGUUACACGGAGAAACCCUGUCUGGAAAAAAACAAAAAAAAAAUACAUUGUCCAAUGUAUACAUGAAACUGUCCACCAGACUUCACACUAGAGUAGUUUUUGGCGGGCGCAAUUCAGAGUCUUCCUGUGACUUACAGUCCCAUCUCUAAACUGUGUAGCAUGGAGCUUGGCUGUCUCCUCCAGUUGUGUUGAUCAUCUCUUCUACAGCAGUUAAGAUGAUAUUAUCCAGUAUAUAGCUGCUGCAUGCUGGAUCCACACUUGUAUAAAGUAGAAUUACACUAGGGAAGGGCUGUUGUGUGACAGCAUGCGUGUGAGGGUCAGCGGGUAGGGUCAGAGGGCUGUUGUGUGACGGCAUGCGUGUGAGGGUCAGCGGGUUGCACUCAGUCCUCUAUCAUUUUGAUUUUGGGAAUGGAACUCAGCUCAGCUCGUCAGGCUUGUCUGCAAACUCCUUUAACUGAGUCAUCUCUUCCGUGGUGGGACUUUAGGGUCUAGGGUUUCUCUGGCUUGACUAGAACCGCCUCUAUGGCGCGGAUCCCUGCUGUCGUCCACCCUGCCAUAUGAGAAAGGCAGGCCACCUACAGUUUCAGCACAGGGCUUAUCAUCCCCCUGCGACUUGAAGACGUGACCAUACUUAAAAAUGAGGACGUUCAGAAAAUGUAGGGGAACAUUUUUAUGCUGAGAUUUCAAAACCGAUCCAUAGAGCUAAUGGCCUUUUGGGGUAGUCUUUCGUGUUCUCCAGAUCAUGUCUAGUUAGGUGUCGCUGCUAGAAGGCUGUGUGUCAGCGUCCUGGUGAUGAGUACGGAAUCUGUAAGGGCACGGGAAUAGUGGCAGCACACUGGAUCUGAUACAUUAUCAGGAGGGAGAAGAGCUGAGAGGAGUGAAACUUAGACACCACCUAGCCCAGAGCUGUAAACAACUUACUCAACUAUAGACUGCGAGUGUUGUUUGCCUCGGCCGACGGAGGACCAGUCCUGUCACAUUGUGGAAGGUUUCUACUGGGGCUUUUUCAUUCUCUGUGUUGGCCCAGAGUCCAUGGUCACUGCGAACUGUCUCACUGCACCUAGGACCUGCCAGAUUUUUAGGGCUUCGGGUUGCACAUUGGUUCAGGCUAACAAUAGUCAGAAAGGAGUGAAUGAUUCAGAAUUCCUUCACAGAAGCAUUUUUGGUUCUGUGGAGGAAUCAUUCCAGUGUUCUGGUACUCAAAGGAGGAAACCUGUGUGCACCUGCAGGCAAAAUAUACUCAACAAAUAAAUUUCUUUCCAUGGGUCUUCUUUCCAAGACAACAGCAAGAACAAACACAAAACUGCCAUGGCUGGAAACUUCUAGAAAACGUCAGUGUAAAAUAAGUGGACAAAUAAUUGAACUUAUGAGUUGAUUAGCAUGAAGAAGGGAAGGAAUGAUUGACAGAUUUGAAUUUGUUUGGAAAAGAUUGAUUUAUUGUAUUAUACAUUCUGAUGCACUUCUACAAGGGCAUUUUCUAGAAGGGUUCUUGUUUCUAUUUGUGUUGCUUUUUCCUUGUUGGAGGAUUUAGACGCUAAUAGAAUUAUCUUAGAGAAAUUUAAAGAGUUAUGUUAACUCGGCUUUUGUUUUAUAUUAUGAAGUGAUAAAGUAAUUGUAGUUUUCUUUUUGUUGCUGUGAUAGAUAACUAUAACCAAAAGCAGCGUGGGGAGGAAAUGGUUGGUUUUAGCUUCCUUUUGCAUGUAGCAGUCUAUCAUAGAGAAGUCAGGAUGGGAGCUAAAGCAGGAGCAGGGGAUGGAACCGUGGAAGAGAAGCUCACUGGCUUGCUCCGCCUGGCUCCUGCUCAGCCAGCUUCUCUAAACAUCCCAGGACUAUCUGCCCUUGGGUGGCACUGUACACAAUAAGCUAGGUUCUCCUACAUCAGUCAGCAAUCAUAACCAUUCCAGACACGGUUAGAGCACUGUGAUCUGGGCCGUUCCUCAGCUCCUCGGCCGAGACUCCCACUUUCCACAUGACUUUGGUGUGGCAGGUUGAGAAUAAGAACAAACAAGGACGGUACAGUGUAAGGUGGUGUUUAGGGAGGGCAACAGAGUAGCUACGGUAGCAAUACAGUAACCAGGAGCCUGCAUCCUACUUAGGGUUCCACAGAGAUGCUCAGAAGAGGCCCGCUCAAGGCGAGACCAACCAGCAGUCUCCCCUCAAAAGAAGAAACAAGAAGUCAGUACAUUUGGUGGAUACACUGGCCUCAGA